CCCCACACCCACCCGCAUCCAGCAGCCCACACACAAUCCCCGCUCUGUGAUUGGCGGAGCACGCUGUCAGUCACGCUGAUUCUGGCUUCUGAUUGGCCUGCGGCUGCUCGUGCUCCCGCCUCAGGUGUCAGGGCUCCGGUCUCCGGCGCUGGAUGCUGCAGAGCGCACAGGGGAGCGGGAGGAGCGGCUGUACGAGCUCACAUCCCCGGCCGCCGGACCCCGCCGCCCCCGGGCACUGCACCAAGCCCUGCCGCACCUGUAUGGACCCAAUCCUGGAGCUAAUUCACAUUGCACGAGGAGUGUAGUGCGGCAAUAACGCCAGGAAUCCAGCGCAUCCGUCUCCAGAGCCGGAUCCACCCUCAGCCUCCACCUUGGUCGCAUUGAUCUUGCAGCAGGUAGUGUCUGACUCUGCAUUGUGCAUUUGGCUCCAUAGACUUGUAUCUGGUGACUCCCCUUCACACCCCCAGGUCACCGCUGCGCCCUCCUGCGAGGAGCCCCCCAUAAUGGGCACAGUCCUAUCCCUAUCACCGGCGCCUGGCAAAGCUGGACCUCUGGAUGACAAAAAGCCGGAGCCCCCGGGUGUUGGAGGGGGAUAUCUAGCCAUUCCCAAUAGCAAGAAUGGGGGCAGCAAACCGGAGAAAAGCCUAAAGAGACAUUCGGUUCUUAUCUCUGCCCUGACAUGGAAGAGGCUGGUGGCGGCGUCGGCCAAGAAGAAGAACGCCAAGAAGAUCAACCCCAACCCUGGACCCAUCAAUGGCCCGCUGCUGCCCAACAACAACCUGGUGGAGCAGCUCAACCACGAGAACCUGCGGAAAUCUCAGGUCAGCCCCGGCCGCCGGGAACCCAAACCGGUGCCCGUUCCCACCGUGCCCAUCGAAGGCCAGAAGAUCCAGCAGCAGCUGGUGGCGGUGCAGAAGCAGGCGAGCGGGCGAUCCCUGUGCUCACCACGUAGAGUCAUCGUCCAGGCGUCCACGGGCGAACUCCUCAGAUGCCUGGGAGAAUUUGUUUGCCGCCGGUGCUAUAAACUGAAGGAGCUGAGCCCAGGAGAACCCACCAUGUGGUUCCGGAACGUCGACCGCUCUUUGCUCCUCCAAGGCUGGCAAGACCAAGGCUUCAUCACCCCGGCCAACCUAGUGUUUGUCUACCUUCUGUGUAGAGAGGCCAUUGGGGACGAACUGUCCACCGAGUACGAGCUCCAAGCCUCCUUCCUCACUUGCCUCUACUUGGCUUAUUCCUACAUGGGCAACGAAAUCUCCUACCCGCUCAAGCCCUUCCUGGUGGAGACCGACAAAGAGGUCUUCUGGCAACGUUGCCUGAGCAUCAUUGACCGUAUGAGUGCCAAAAUGCUACAGAUCAACUCCGACCCCCACUUUUUCACACAGGUCUUCCAGGAUCUGAAGAACGAAGGAGAAACCAGGGAAUCCAACGGCCACUGGACUAUAAAUUUGGACCGCUAGGGGUUAGGAGGUACAGGGGCCGGAGAGGGUUCGGGUCUUUCCUUUUUGGGUGAGGACAAAUCUAGGUAUAACCAACAAAAUGAUCAACUUGAAGACUGGGGGCGUAAGUCCUGGUCACGAGGCCGCCGACAGGAAAUCCGAACAUGGGGGUCACUGAUCGUAGAGGAACAUUGCCUACGUUUGCAAAAGGGUUAGAGGAGACAUUUUCGUUCUGUUUUUUUCCUGGUUGGAAGGCGCUUCAGUGGUUUUCUUUUCUUUUUUUAUUUUUCUAUUUAUUUUAGAUGGCUACUAAGAGUCAAUGGCUUGGGUCUAGAAGGCGACCACCUGCAAAGCGGACGCAGGCUUAGCAGACCCUAUUGCUUCUAUGUAUCAGUGUUUUUUUGUUUGUUUUUUUUUCCUCGCUGCAGGUUUGGCGCAAUGACUUGCACUUGCAGGUGGUUGAUGGGAUUCAUGAAAGGAAGGCAUCUCAUCUUUGAAGCUAUUAUGUUAUACAAUGUAUCCAGCACCCCCAACUUUAAAUAGCAUGAAGGCCCCGUAAAUCACACACAGUGUUCCCCCUCCUGUGGUUCUACAGCUGUUGUAAAACCACAACACCCAUCAUGCCCUACUAAAGGGUGUUGUAGUUUUGCAACAGCUGGGGAAUUGUCAGGGCACGAUGGGAGUUGUAGUUUUGCAAUAGAUUUGGGGGGGGGGGGGGGGUCAGGGCUUGCUGGGAGUUGUCGUUUUGCAACUGCCGAGGAUGCCUAGGUUAGAAAACUCUAAUCUAAAGCAAUAGCCUCCAAGCAGGGCUUGAUGGGAGUUGUUGUUUUGCAAUUGGGGCGGUGUCAGAGCUUGAUAGGAGUUGUAGUCUUGCAGCCGCAGAGGGGGGGGGGGGGGUUGUCAGGGCUUUAUGGGAGUUGUAGCUUUUCAACAGCAGGGGGCUUCGGCAUGAUGGGAGUUGUAGUUUUUGCAAUAGCGUGGAGGUUGUCAGGGCUUGUUAGGAGUUGUAGUUCUGUAAUAGCAGGGUGGUAGUUAGGGUUUGAUGGGAAUUGUCAGCUGAGGAUGCCUAGGUUGGUAAAUUCUGAUCUAAAGCAAUAGCCUAAAACCCAUCACUCUAUAGAAGGCUGUCUGGGCAUGAUGGGAGUUGUAGUUUUGCAACAGCUGAUAAGCCACAGGUUGGGGAACAAUGCUGCAAGAGGAACAACAAUUGCAGGGAUGACUGUACACCCAUCGGGGUGAACCUUUUUUUUUCUUACUAUUUUCCCAUAAACUGGGAUGCAGCUUGUUUUAUAUGACACACGGUGACACCCGCUCCUCCCCCUAUAGGCAGAUAUAUGUGUUUCCUGCCGCAGGAUUUUUAGCCUGAUGAUCAGGGGUUGAACCCCGCACCCUUCCCCCCCCCCCCCCCCCCCCUUUAAAGCUGGACAUUGCAUAUUUCAGACUAUCAAACACCUCAUAGUAUGUAUGAAUGUAACAAAUACAACUAGAACACACACGAAAAAAAAUGCCGCAAUAUGUCCGACAUUGAGCUGUUUAAUGUGCCAACGGUGUUCAAAUGUACAAAAAAAGCGUAUUGUUUUAUAUUGUAUAAAAGAACAUAAAGUGAUUGGAU
Molecule: messenger RNA, 3048 nt
Organism: Hyla sarda
Lineage: Eukaryota; Metazoa; Chordata; Amphibia; Anura; Hylidae
Gene: CDK5R2
Product: cyclin dependent kinase 5 regulatory subunit 2
Exons: 1
Coding region: 504-1457 (317 amino acids)
Biological process (GO): activation of protein kinase activity; brain development; positive regulation of cyclin-dependent protein serine/threonine kinase activity
Cellular component (GO): protein kinase 5 complex; cytoplasm
Molecular function (GO): protein kinase binding; cyclin-dependent protein serine/threonine kinase activator activity
Source: RefSeq, a predicted model, not a curated record